This is a messenger RNA of Darwinula stevensoni, 1767 nucleotides long. NCBI's taxonomy places the organism in Eukaryota, Metazoa, Arthropoda, Ostracoda, Podocopida, Darwinulidae. The record is from the annotation of a GenBank genome assembly.
AUGAGACUCUGCGAGGUUGGAUACGCGCACCUUCUUCAAACAGAAAAGGCGGAAAAGGCGGAAAAGUCGGGGAAAAUGGAGAAAGUGGUGGAAGGAGUGAAUGGGUUCGGCGAGGAUGCCUCCGCUUCCUCUUCCCUGCAGUCGCAUGACGAUAGCGCAAUGGAACGUCUCCGUAGCCGAUGCAAAGACCUGGAGGACGAGAAACACGCGCUGACGAUUCAAGUGCAGGGCCAGACAGGGACGAUAGAAGUUUUGAAUCAGAGACUCAUCGAGUUCACGGCCGAAAAAAAUCGUCUGUUGGAGAAAAUGGCGAAGCAGGGAGCGCAAAAGCCUGCGGAUCUAUCGGGCACCGACGAGAAACUGAGGAACCUGAUCCAGGAGAAGGCUGCCCUCGAAGAUCGGAUCCAAGACCUGGAAGGUAAGACGAGCCUUCUGACCCUUCAAAUCGCGGAUUUGGAGGGGGAAAAGUCCGCGCUCGUGAAUCGCCUCGAGGAGAUGGCACAAGAGACGGGGACGCUGUCGGCGCAAAUCCGGGAUUUGCAGGGAGAGAAAUCCCUGAUGGGGGACCGUGUCAGGGAGCUCGAAGAGGAAAAGGAAUCCCUGAAAGAUCUUGUCAAGGGUCUGGCGAAUGAGAAAUCUUCUCUCGAGAUGAGCAUCGAGAAAUUGCAGACCGAGAAGAGUUCGUUGGAAAACUGGGUCGAUGAAAUUGAGGGUGAGAGAUCCUCUCUAUUACGACUUGUCAAGGAACGAGAGGAUGAAAAAUCCGCCUUUGUUGGCAUGCAAAAGGAAAACUCCGAUCUUCUGACUCACAUCCGGGAGCUCCAGGAAGAAAACGAUUCCCUGGGAAAACGUGUCGGGGAUCUGGAAGAGGAAAAGUCGUGUCUGGCAGAUCAAGUGAAAAAUCUGGAGGAAGGAAAAUCUCAACUCGGAAUGUCUGGCUCUAAACUGGAAGAAGAAAAUGCUUGUUUCAAGACCCAGGUGAAAAACUUGGAGGAAGCGAAUUCUCUGCUGGGAACGUCUGUUUCAGAACUGAAGGAGGAAAAGGCUUCUCUCAAGACCCAGGUGAAAAGUCUAGAGGAAGGGAAGUCUCAACUCGAAAUGUCUGUUUCAGAGCUGGAAGAGGAGAAGGAUUCUCUCAGGACCCUGGUCGAGGGACUUGAAGGGGAAAAAGAGGCUCUGACGACCCGAAUCAGGGAUUUGCAAGAGGACAGAACGGCUCUCGAGAACAGCCUUCAAGUCAUUCGCACCGAGAAAUCCUCGCUCGAGAAUCGAAUCAAAGAGUUGGAGAACGAAAAGUCAACCUUGUCCGAUUCCGCGCAGGCCAUGGAAGAGGCUAAGUCUUCGAUGAUCGGCAAAGUCAAGGAAAUGGAAGCCGAAAGAUAUUUAUUCGAGAGUCGCAUCAAGGAUCUCGAGAUGCAAAAGGCCUCUCUGGAAAGCAAGAUGAUCGAAAUCAAGGAAAGAAAAUGUUCAACCUGCGAGAAACAUGCAAACGGAGAAGCCAACGCAGUGCUGCUCCGUCAAGACAAGAUUCCCAAUCUGGCAUCUGGGCUUCAGCCGACGUCCAGAGGCCCCAGAAGCGUCCUUCAAACUGUGGGAUCUGGAGUCAAGUAUUUCUUCAGUAUUUGGGCAGGUCUGACGCCCCCAUGUCCCCCUCCUCUGCGGUAGAGGUGUAAAAUAUUUUGUAUCAGAACACCUAUGUCUUUUUUCUGUUCUUUUAGAGUUGCCAGUACAAGUGCAAUAUUGACUGAUUGCUCGUAUUUUUCCCCC